Messenger RNA from Anopheles nili, 11927 nucleotides. It is a transcript of the gene LanA, whose product is annotated as laminin subunit alpha. The transcript has 12 exons. The record is from RefSeq and is a predicted model, not a curated record. Lineage: Eukaryota; Metazoa; Arthropoda; Insecta; Diptera; Culicidae. Gene Ontology annotation, molecular function: signaling receptor binding. Gene Ontology annotation, biological process: regulation of cell migration; regulation of embryonic development; regulation of cell adhesion. The coding region runs from base 203 to 11329 and encodes 3708 amino acids.
AAGAAAAAAAAAAACAAAUUAAAAUCAGAACCAAGCAUCCAACCCGGGGCAGGAAGUGUGUGCGAUAAGUAGAGUGUUUUUAGCUCAGCACGAGAUAAGACACUUUCUUGCAGUAAAGAAAGGGUACCGUGAUUAAAACGAGCAUUGUCUCGUUCACGGAGCGCGUGAUAUCCCCCCGUAAUCCGCCUCGAAACGAUCGAGGAUGGGUGGUAUCACAGCUUUAGCACCGAUCGUCCUUCUGAUGGCACUGACCAUCGGAACGGCUCGUUCGGAACUGACACCACCGUACUUCAAUUUGGCCGAAGGACGUAAAAUAACUGCCACCGCCACGUGCGGCGUUGAUACCGAUGGUCCUGAGCUGUACUGUAAGCUGGUCGGUGCCAACACGGAAAACGAUAACCAGAACCAAUACUCGGUGAUCCAGGGACAGGUUUGCGAUGUGUGCGAUCCUUCCGAUCCUGACAAAAGCCACCCUCCGGAGUACGCGAUCGAUGGCACGCAGAACUGGUGGCAAAGUCCACCGCUGUCUCGUGGCAUGAAGUACAACGAAGUCAACUUAACGAUUGAUUUUGGUCAGGAGUUCCACGUGGCUUAUCUGUUCAUUCGAAUGGGCAACUCGCCGCGUCCGGGACUAUGGUCGCUCGAGAAGUCUAGCGAUUACGGCAAAACAUGGACCCCGUGGCAACACUUCUCCGACUCUCCGGCCGAUUGUGUGACAUUCUUCGGCGCGGACACCCUGAAGCCGCUUCAGAACGAUGAUGAUGUAAUCUGUACGAUGGACCAUUCGAAGAUUGUUCCCCUCGAAGGUGGAGAGAUUCCGAUUCGUUUACUUAACAAUCGCCCGUCGGCAAACAACUACUUCAAUUCGUCCACCUUGCAAGAAUGGAGCCGAGCUACGAACGUGCGCAUCCGUCUGCUGCGGACGAAGAAUUUGCUUGGUCAUCUGAUGUCCGUCGCCAGACAAGAUCCGACGGUUACGAGACGUUAUUUCUACUCGAUCAAGGAUAUCUCGAUUGGAGGCCGUUGUGUAUGCAAUGGCCACGCAAACACGUGCAAUGUGCUUAGUCCACGAUCGUCAAAUCGUAUCCUGGCCUGUCAGUGUCAGCACAACACGUGCGGAAUCCAGUGUGCCGAGUGUUGUCCUGGUUUUGAGCAGAAGAAAUGGCGACAAAACACGAACGCACGACCGUUCCAGUGCGAGCCUUGCAACUGCCAUGGACAUUCGACGGAGUGUGUCUACUCCGAAGAGAUCGACGAUAAAGCACUGUCACUGGACAUUCACGGAAACUACGAGGGUGGUGGUGUCUGUCAAAACUGUCAACACAACACGAAAGGCAUCAACUGUAAUCAGUGCCAGGACAAGUACUACCGGCCAUAUGGCAGAUACUGGAAUGAAACGGACGUUUGUCAGCCGUGCGGUUGCGAUCACUUCUACUCGACCGGAAACUGUGAGGAGGAAACUGGACGCUGUGAAUGUCGUACGGAGUUUGAACCACCGAACUGUGAUUCCUGUUCGUACGGUCACUUUGGGUAUCCCAACUGCCGGCAGUGCGAGUGCAAUUUGAACGGUACGAUCGGAUAUUACUGCGAGGCGGUCGAUGGAACCUGUCCGUGCAAGCACAACUUCGAUGGACCACAUUGCAAGCAGUGCGCGAAGGAGUACUACGGUUUCCCGGAUUGCGAUCCUUGCAAUUGUAACAUGCACGGCUCGGUUGAUCGAGUGUGUGAUGAGGGUAACGGACAAUGUCAGUGUAAACCCAACUUUGCCGGACGACUUUGCGAUACUUGCAAGGAUGGUUUUUACCGAUACCCUGAUUGUACUUAUUGUAAUUGUGAUGUGCGUGGUACUUUGGAUGAGGUUUGUGACAAGAACUCGGGCAUGUGUCUGUGCCGUGAAGGAUACGGAGGUCCUCGGUGUGACCAGUGUAUUCCCGGUUACUACAACUACCCGGAGUGCGUGCCGUGCAAUUGUUCCAGUGCCGGCAGUACGUCGACGGUUUGCGACCCAACUGGACGGUGCUCUUGCUUGGAAAACUUUGGCGGAAGACAGUGCACAGCUUGUCUGGCCGGUUAUUACCAGUAUCCGGAAUGUUUGUCCUGUAACUGUGACUCUUAUGGUUCGUUGGCGAAAUCUUGCACAAACGAGGGCCAGUGUCAAUGUAAGGACAAUUUCGAUGGAAAGAACUGCCAGCAGUGCAGGGAAGGGUUCUACAAUUUUCCCGCGUGCGAGGAGUGCAACUGUGAUCCGGCAGGAGUGAUCGCAAGGUUCGCCGGAUGUGGUUCCGUACCGGCCGGGGAGCUGUGUCAGUGCAAGGAGCGAGUGCAUGGUCGAAUUUGCGACAAAUGCAGACCAUUGUACUGGAAUCUCACCGCUACAAAUCCGCAUGGUUGUCAGGACUGUGAAUGCUUCAUCGAUGGCACGAUUGGAGCGCUGGAUACUUGCGAUACGAAAACGGGCCAGUGCGCAUGUAAACCAUCGGUUACGGGACGUCAGUGCGCUGAGUGUAAAGAUGGUACGUUCGAUCUGUUCGGAUCGUAUCUGUUCGGUUGCAAGGACUGCGGAUGUGACAUUGGCGGUUCGGCUGAUAAAGUGUGCAACAAGGAAACCGGACAAUGCCGCUGUCAUCCGCGUGUAUCCGGACGAACUUGUUCGUAUCCGCUGACCACGCACUAUUACCCGACGCUGUAUCAAUUCCAGUUUGAGUACGAGGAUGGCUACACACAGUCUGGGGCUCAGGUGCGCUACCAAUUCCAUGAGGAUGUGUUCCCCGGAUUCAGCAGCCGUGGGUAUGCUGUCAUGUCGUCACUGCAGAACGAAGUGAUAAACGAGGUUAACGUGAUGAAAUCAUCCGUUUACCGGUUGGUGAUUCGGUACAAGAACCCUAAUCCUGAUAACGUAGUGGCCACGAUUCUCAUUACACCGGACAACCCGACGGAGGUGGAACAGAAAACGAAGGUUCUUUUCAAGCCUACCGAACACCCGGAAUUCGUUACCGUAUCUAAUGCGAAAGGAGAGGUUCCUUCGCCGGUCGUACUGGAUCCUGGAAGCUACACUAUUAGCAUCAAAACGGACAAGUCGGUGUUCCUCGAUUACUUCGUGUUGCUACCGGCCGCCUACUAUGAAGCGUCCAUAUUGACGAAAAAGAUCGAGAAUCCGUGUGAAUUUACGGAUCUGGGUCUGUGUCGGCAUUACCAAUAUCCCAGCGUGUCUCCGUACAAUCCACAAACCGAAGCGUUCAUCAUUGAAGAUGGGCAGAGCUUUAAGCCGGUGGAGUACUUCAAAGACUUCGAGCACUUGGAUGUGGUGCAGCAGCAAGACCUGCCGAUCAUAACGAGCGAUCAGCGCGAGCUGCUGUAUCCGAUGGAGGUGCCGCAUACCGGACGUUACGUCGUUGUCGUCGAUUACAUCACGUACCGCAACGUGUCCGAGGUGGCUGUUUUGCAGAUCAAUCUCGUUGGGGAUUUCGAUCAGGAUGGAUCGGCAACUGCCUACCCGUGCAAGUACACCACCGUCUGCCGGCAGCCCGUAAUCGACAGGGAGUCACGCGAAAAGAUUUUCUUCCUUGAUCCGAAAAACCGCAAACCAAUCAUGGUGAAAAGCUCGGACUUGUUCGGUGAUAUCGCAAUUAAAUCCGUCACGGCCAUACCGUACGAGGAUUGGUCCACGGACUACAUUCGACCGAACUCGGUGUGUAUCAUGCAGAAUGGUAAAUGUGUCCAGACAAGCUACCGUACCGCACCGGACUCGAAGAAGAUUGAGUUUGAAACCGAAAAUGAGUACCGGGUAGCUGAGGAGGUCCCGAGACAACUGUACGACAACAGCACCAAGUUGAUCCUGCUGGAUCAGAACCAACCGGACGUUAGCAUUAAAGCCAAGAUACAGCAUCCGAAUCGGUACGUGUUGAUCGUCAAGUUCUUCCAACCGGACCAUCCCUCGUUCAAUGUGCAGUACAGAAUCGAAACCGAGCGGCAAAACUACGACGGGCGGCUCGAGGUACGUCACUGUCCCGCCAACAGUGGGUGUCGAGAGGUGCUGAAACAGGACAAUGGAUACAUCGAGUUCGAUCUGGAGGACAACAUGGAGAUUACGAUCGUGAACGGUGGUAGCAAGCGCGUGUGGGUAGACUACGUUCAGCUGAUUCCGGCCGAACAGUUCCAUAAUGGGUUGCUGCAGGAGGAGACGUUCGAUCAGACGAACGAAUUCAUUCAACAUUGUGGACAGGAUCAUUUCCACAUUCAGACGAACGCGAGUGAGUUCUGUAAGAAGGCCGUGUUCUCACUCACAGCCGAUUACAACAGCGGAGCUUUGCCGUGUAAUUGCGAUUACUCCGGCUCGACAAGCUUCGAGUGUGAACCGUUCGGUGGCCAGUGUCAGUGUAAGGCGCACAUCAUCGGGCGUAAAUGCGAGGCUUGCAAGACCGGAUACUACGGUUUUCCGGAUUGUAAACCAUGCGACUGUCCGUCUACCGCACAGUGUCACAAGGAUACCGGGGAGUGCGUGUGUCCGGAUCGUGUGACGGGAGAAAAAUGCGAUCAAUGUGUCCCGUACACGUUCGGGUACGAUCAGAUCAUCGGUUGUGAGGAGUGCAGCUGUAAUCCGUUGGGUGUGGCGUACAACAACCUGCAAUGUGACAUGGAGAGUGGAUUGUGUGAUUGUAAAUCGAAUGUGGUCGGUCGUAAGUGUGACCGGUGCCAGUAUGGGUUCUACAAUUUCCCGUACUGUGAACCGUGCCACUGCGAUAUCCGUGGAACAACGUUCGAAAUAUGCGAUCAAGCGGAUGAGAGCUGUUUCUGCAAGAAGAACGUACAAGGAAUCGAGUGUAGCACGUGCGUCGAUGGAACGUACAAUCUGCAAGCGAACAACGUGGAUGGAUGUACGAAAUGUUUCUGCUUUGGUCACUCGAGCCGCUGUCAGACGGCGUUCUUGCGGCCGUUCAACGUGAGCAUGAUGAAGGACGUGACGCUGAACACGAUUCGAUUGUCGGGUGGUAAGGCCACCAUCACGCCGUGGAUCGUUACGGAGGACAUCAUGCUGAACGAGACGUCCGCUGAGGUGUCACUAAGCGACUUUGAAAAUCCGGAUCCGUCGACAACCGGUAUGGUGUACUUCGGGAUGUUGGAUCAUCUGUUCGAUCUGAACAAUCACCUGUCGGCGUAUGGUGGCUACCUGACGUACAAGGUUCACUUCACGAAUGGGUUGUUCGGAAGUGCGCUGAUCGGAGCGGACGUGAUACUCGAGGGCAAACAGCUGGAGGUCAUGCACCAAAGCUAUCGACAACCGUCCUCGAACCAGGUGUUUGGCGGUAGCGUGGAAAUCAUCGAGAGUAACUUCCAAACCAUCGCCGGUGGUCCGGUUAGUCGGGAACAGUUUAUGAUGCUGUUGCGAGAUCUUAAAAACAUCUACAUUCGAGCGUCAUACUGGGAAAACGGACUGACCACGGUGAUCUCGGACGUUAGCCUUACGAUGGCACACGAUGAUCUAGACAAUCCACAGAUGUAUCGCGAGUUAUCGAUCGAAAACUGUGACUGCCCGCCGGGUUACAGCGGUCGAUCGUGUGAGGAUUGUGCACCAGGGUACUACAGAGAUCCGAAUGGACCGUAUCUGGGGUAUUGCAUCCCGUGCGAGUGUAACGGACAUGCGGCGACGUGUGAUUGUAAUACUGGCAUUUGUCACGACUGUCAACACUACACGACGGGUGAUCAUUGUGAUCAGUGUAUCGAAGGGUACUACGGUAAUGCUAUGCGUGGAACCCCGAACGAUUGUAUGAUUUGCGCCUGUCCGUUGCCGGUGGAGUCGAACAACUUUGCCACGUCGUGCGAAGUGUCUGAAGAUGGGUACGAAAUUCAUUGCGCCUGCAAGCCCGGAUAUCACGGAGAAAAGUGUCAGAGCUGUGCGCCCGGGUACUAUGGACAGCCUCAGGUCGAGGGUGAGUUCUGUAAACCCUGCGAUUGUUCCGGCAACAUUAACGCCGAAGAGCCGGGUGCUUGUGAUUCGGUGUCGGGCGCGUGUUUGCUUUGCCUCAACAACACCUCCGGAACGGCGUGUAAUCUUUGCGCGCCAGGAUUCUACGGUGAUGCCAUUCACCUGAAAGACUGCCAGAGCUGUAUCUGCGACAAAACCGGCAUGUACGAUUGUGACAGCUUCGUAGGCACAUGCAACUGCCUGCCGAACGUGAUCGGAGAGAAGUGCGAUCGUUGCGAAGAGGAUCAUUACGGAUUCGAAACGGGACGCGGUUGUUCACCGUGUGAUUGUGGAAUCGCCUCGAACAGUUCGCAGUGUGAUGAUCACAGCGGAAAGUGUGCCUGCAAACCGGGAGUCACUGGACGGCAAUGUGAUCGUUGUGAGCCUGGUUACUGGAACUAUUCGGAGUUGGGUUGUGUGCCGUGUUCCUGUAACACGGACUACUCGAGAGGGUUGGGCUGUAAUGCGCUUACCGGCCAGUGCGAGUGCCUAUCGGGAGUUGUUGGAGAAAAGUGUGACUCAUGUCCGUACCGGUGGGUGUUGAUUCCGGACAGCGGUUGUCAGGAGUGUGACGUUUGCCAUCACGCGCUGCUGGAUGUGACCGAUGGGCUGCGUUUGGACGUGGAUCCGGUGUUGAACGACAUUAAGACAAUCGCGGAUGACUACUACACGUCGCAGAAAUUGAAGUACUUUGACGAUAUGGUUGACAAGCUGGAACCCAAGGUGCGAAGCUUGGAUCCGCAUGGUGUCAAUUUGAACCCGUCCCGAAACAAGGUGGAGUCGCUGGAAGCGGAGGUGAAAACUCUCGAUCGUCGUAUUCAGUAUGCUGAUGAAAACGCGAAAGACAUGUCGGUAAACAGCGAAAACCUGCUGGCUGCUGCAUCGAACGUGCUUGAUGACUGCCGUUUGGUGCACAUCAACACCCAAAACACGAUCGCUGAGGUGCUAGUGUUGGGGGCGAAUCUUGGCUCAUCGGAGAUCACCAAGCUAGAUCAGGCAUUCGCCGAGGCGAAGAACUAUCUCGACAACAUCAUGCAGUACUCGAUAACGCCGGAAACGCUGAACGCCCAACUAGAGAAUGCAACUCGUCUGCUGGAACGCGUCGAGAUGUUUGGAGAACCGGUGCAGACGCAGCACGAACAGCUGGCCAGGCUGAUGCACGACAUCGGUGAGUUCGACGUGAAACUGGAGGACCUGUACACGUGGAGUCUGAAGGUGGAGCGUGAAAGUGGCAUCACGUCAAGGCUUAACAACAAGAACAAGGGCUCGGUUAACACAAAAUUCGACACGGUAACGGCGCAUGCGAAGGAAGCUACGGAAAACAUCGAAAACAGCAAGGCACUGUUGUUGAAUUCGAGCAACAUCAUGAAGGAUAUCGACAUCACCCACAGGGAGGUGGGUAAUGUGAACAGAGCGCUGCUGGAGCUCAACAACGGCAUGGAUACGGAGCUGCCGAUCACGUACGAAGAGCACCAGAAGUUGAAUCCGUUGAUCGAGAAGGCAUCGUAUCAUGCUGACGCGCUGAUGAUCGAUGCGCAGAGUUUGUCGGAAAAGUACACCGAUGUGACGGCUAACUCGGAAACGGCUUUGCAAGCGGCCACGGCUCACUCGAAGAUUGUGGACGCAGUGCAGGAGGCGGCUGAUGCGAUCCAGAACGUCACAACCACGGCACAGAAGGCAACAGAUCAAACGAAAGGUAUCGACAACAGGGCGGCCGAAUCGGAUAGCACGUCACGCGAGCUGCUGAAUGAAGCUCAGCGAAUGUUCACGACGCUGCAAACGCAACUAGAACCUCAAAGCAAGCAGGCACUGGACACGGUGGACGGUGUUAAGGAAAAGAACGCCCAUAGCGACGAUAUGCUGUACUCGAUCAAUGGUGCUCUGGAUGGUAUUCCGGAGGAAUCGCACACGGAUAGCUGGGAGAAUGCUCGUGAUCAAGCCGUUGAAGCUCAAGGCAAGUCACAUAACUCGAUGAAGAUCCUCGACCCGAUGAUCAGUGAUCUUUCGAGAAGUGUGUACUUGGCGGAGCAACUCCCGAAGGAGGUCGACAACACGCAGAAGGACAUCAAACAAGCGACGACACAAGUGGAGGCACUGAAAACGAUGGUUCCGCACAUUCGACAGCUGGUGGAGAAGCUUGACGCGAAGCAGAACUCCGUGGAUUCGAUUGUGAGUGAUAUAGGCGAUCGGUUGGAGUCGUUGAAGCGACAAAUCGGUGAGGCUAGAUCAUUCGCCAACACCAUCAAGGUCGGUAUGCUGUUCCAUCCGAACACGACGGUCGAGUUGAAACCACCGCAAAGCAUCUCGCAAAUGGCAACGAACUCGAACGUGUCGGUGUUCUUCCGCACGGAUAAACCGGAAGGGUUCCUGCUCUACCUCGGUAACGAAGUGAAACCGGAUGGAAGGAAGAGCUCUCGGGAUGAUUACAUGGCGCUAGAGAUCGAGAACGGUUACCCGGUGUUGUCGAUCGAUCUUGGGAAUGAUCCCGAGAAGGUGAUCAGUCCGAAGUAUGUGGCUGAUGAUAGAUGGUAUCAGGCGAUCGUGGACCGCACCGGUAACAACGUGAAGCUGAUCAUCCGUGAGGAGCUGGACAAUGGAACGGAUGUGUUCCACACGAAGGAACAAGUGCUGCCCGGUGCGUACAACGUGUUCAAUGUGGAUCAGAACAGUAAGCUCUUCAUCGGAGGAUACCCACCGGAGUACAACAUGCCGCAGGACGUGAAAUCUAGCGAAUUCGAUGGGCGUGUCGAGCAGCUACAAAUUGGCGGGGAACAUGUCGGUUUGUGGAACUUCAUCGAUGCCCAGAAUGUGUACGGAUCGCCGGAACGUGAGUCGCUACGUAACGAGGAGAACCCAUCGACCGGAUUCCGGUUCAGCGGAAACGGAUACGUCGCGAUCGAUUCGAAACCGUUCACGUUCAAGCAGCAAUCACAGCUGCAGUUCCAGUUCAAGGCACCACCAGAGACGCGCGAUGGUUUGCUGUUCUACGCGGGCAAAAACAAACACUUUAUCUCGGUGGAGAUGCGCGAUGGUGCGGUGAUGUUCCAGUUCAAGCUUGGUCAGCACGCGCAAGCCGUCACGAUGGGAUCGAGCAGCGCAUUCAAUGACGAUCGGUGGCAUAAGAUUUCGGUCGAGCGUGAUGGGAACAUCGGUAAGCUGACGGUGGACGAUCGUGAAGUGUUCCAGCAGACGGGAUCAGCGGAACAUCAGCAGCUGCACAUCUCGGAGGCUAUCUACUUCGGUGGGUAUCACAGCCGGGUGAACCACUCUGAGGUCACCUCGAAGGGCUUCGAUGGAUGCAUCGACGAUGUGUACAUUUUGGGCAACAAGGUGGACCUUAGUCUCAACGUGAAGGCACUCGACGUGCGUCCAGGAUGUCCGAUGAAGUUCUCGCCACUUGUGUCCUUCCCUCCGCGUCAGUUCGGUUACGUGAGCCAACCAGGAGUGGGAUCUGAGAACAGUCUGCAGGUUAACUUGAAAUUCCGCACAACCCAACGUGAAGGAGUGCUCUUCUACACGAGCAACUACGAUCAGAGCGGCACACUGGGUCUGGCGCUGUAUAACGGAAUGCUCAUGUUGAGCAGCCCGGGAAUUGAACUCGUCACGCACCAUCAAACGUUCAAUGAUGGCGAAUGGCACGCUGUAACCGCCGGUCAUGAUCAUGAUCGGCUGACGCUAGUGGUGGAUGAUCAGGAUCCACUCUUUAGCCCCUAUCCACCGCAACCUUUGAACGUUGAAAAUGGCGACAUUUACUUCGGCGGGUUGCCAAAGAAUUAUGUCACCCCAAGGAAUGCGCUCGGAUCAAACGCGUACUUUAUGGGCUGUCUGAGCGAUAUUACGGUGAACGGACAGAUCGUUAACUUUGCGGCGUUAACUGACAAGAAAUCGGCCGUGCUGGAUCAGUGCUCGAAGGAACUGUUCCUUGAGGACGUUGAUGUGCCACUGUUCUACCCAGACGAUGGUAAAGAUCCGCAAGUGUUUGUCCACAGUCGAAUCGAUGUGGAUAGUGACCAACCAGGCAAGUACGACGAAGAUGGCGAAGAAGAGAAGGACUCACGGACGCCUGACCAUGGUCGCAAGCCUACACCGAUGGUUCCGUCAGCUCCGCCGAGUGAACUUCCGCCUCGUCAAACAACGUCCGCAACGACGACUACUACCUCUACUACCACGACGACGACGACGACGACUACGAAACGUCCGCGUCCUGCACGACCAGACGAACCAGAGCCGGUGUGCAAGUUGCCAGUGACACCGGUGCAGGAUGUUGAUUUCGAUUCGGGUUACCGUUUCGGAACGGGCCAGUUCAGUCACAUCGAGUUCAGUGAGGUUCCGUUGAAGAACAAGCGUCAGUACGACUUCUCGUUCAGCUUCAAGUCGGAGUUCUCCGAGGGUGUUCUGUUCUACGUGGCAGAUCUGCGCCACACCGACUUUAUCGCGCUGUAUAUGCGCGAUGGUAAGGUGUACCAUUCGUUCAACUGUGGUUCCGGAUCGACCAACAUGUCUUCGGAGCGCAGGUACGACGAUGACGAGUGGCACACGGUGCACUUCUCGCGGCAAAACAACAAAGGCAAGCUGGUGGUGGACAGUGAGGACGAAUCGCACGGUGAGUCCACUGGAACCACGCGCACGAUGGCCUUGCAGGCGCCCAUGUUCGUUGGUGGCGUGAGUAGUGAGAACUACGAGGAAGUAGCGCUUAAUCUUAAGAUUGACAAGAACGUGCUGGAGCGAAACCAGUUCGUUGGUUGCAUUAACCAAAUCGAAGCCAGCGGACGUCCAUUGGCCGCACCCUCGAACAUUUCCCGCACGAUACCGUGCUCGUCACAGAUCGAAACGGGCAUAUUCUUCGGCAAUGGCGGUGGGUUCGUGAAGCUGCACGAUAAGUUCAAGGUGGGCAAUGAGCUGACCGUCAGCAUGGACAUACGACCACGUGCAACGAGCGGUCUGCUGAUGUCCGUCCACGGACGUAAGGCGUACUUCGUGCUGGAGAUGAUCAACGGCACGAUCAGCCUAACGGUGAACAAUGGUGAUGAUCCGUUUACUGCCACCUACACGCCGGCACCGGAUGAAAACCUUUGCGAUGGUCAGUGGCGCACGGUUUCGGCCAUUAAGUCGCAGUAUGUCAUCACCAUUAAGGUGAACGACGUCAGCUCGAAUCCGGCCAUCGGUGAUGCACGAACUCCGUCGACCGAUACUACUCGACCACUGUUCCUCGGUGGACAUCCUCACUUGCAGAAGAUUCGAGGAUUCGUUGCUCGUGCACCGUUCCAGGGAUGCAUUCGCAAUGUGAAGGUGCGAGAUACGGUCGAGCAGAUUACACCAAAGAUGACGGUCGGCAAUGUGCAGACAGGCGUUUGUCCAACGAUCUAAGUUGGACCGAUAAUCUAGGGUUAUACGAGCUUGGGAUAACCUCACUUAUAGCUAAAUAACGAUGAACGGUUUCGGCGAUGAAUUGUGGGCUAACGAUUAUUGGAAUACGAUUCUGGAUUUUGGUUGUGCGAUUGUUUGGAUUAACGGGCUAUAAACCAACUGCUGCUGUACUAUGGAUUUUGCUGUGUUGGAAACUCUGGAGGAAUUAUGCUGAGGAUUUUAUAAUUUUUUUCUCUAUUUUUUGUCUCCCUUUUUGCCUAUGGACGAAUCUCUUCUUUUUCCAAAGCAUCGGAAAGCGAAUAGGUAAAAUACCCUCUCCUAACCUAUCUCAUUUUGAAUGUACUCUGGAAAAACCAUUAAAAUAAUUAAUUUUGAUUUCAUUUAAAACGCUGUAUAAAUGGAAAUGCCAUAUUUUAACGACUCUACCGUUAGUUGUCUCUUUUUCGAUAAAGCGUAUAAUACAAAAUUAUCUACAGAAAUUCAUACAAGGAAGAUAGCUAACAAUACCCAGUGCCAUUGUUGUUCGAAAUCACGAACAUAUGUACCGACAUUUUUAUACGAGGCAAGCGCAACGCCAAACCAAACGAGCGCUAGCGUG